GGUCUCUGUAGAAACAGCAGCGCUGAACCUUUGCUGUCCUGAGUCAAGACGUUGGAGGUAUUUGUGCCAUUUACUUAUUAUCUCCACUCGAGCAUACAUCCGGUGUAGUCGUGUCAUGCCUUUCGUCAACAAUCUGCACAAUCAGGAAAUCACACGCAGCCAUAUGAUUCGAUGAUUUGGCCCGCUAAAACAAAUUCCCAUAUUGGCUUUAGUCAGGGACCGAUCAUCAAGUUUACCAACAUAUGUCAUAAACUACUGCACCCGUCGACAUCAACAUUCAAGAUAUGGAUGACAAUCGCGUGAGAAUGAUUUCUUGACCUGAAAACAAUGGCAUCAUUGCAUCCUUGAACGCAAAGCUGGGCUGAAAGCGGGCAGACGUUGGAGUACCAGUGGCCGGAAGUCAAUUGCCCGGAUACCACACCAUCGAGCAAGCUUGUCGGCAUGAAACUACACAAUGUUAUCCUACCAGGCCGGGACCCCAUUUCACGCUGGGACGUCGACUUUGAAAACGACACGAUAACCGCGAUCAAGCCUGCUGUUAUAUCGACCGCUCCCGGUUGCACCGCUUCUAGUUCAAAUAACCCUUCCCCAUUCACUCUCGAGGAACAUCCGGAUCCAUCACCACUUCUACUCCCGCCAUUAUGUCACCCGCACAUUCAUCUCGACAAAGCGUAUCUCUUGACAUGCAAUGCUCAACAUAAUCCGCGCUGUUCCGGUUACGGUGGUGGUUUACGGCAGUUGCCGGAGUACACGGACCUCGCGCCACAAGAUGGAAGCUUCAAGGAAGCACUUGAAUUCACGGCACGCGCGAAACAACGGUACACGGUCGACGAUUUGUAUCUACGGGGAAGUCAAUUGCUGGCGACGAGUCUGGGUCAGGGCGUGACGAGUUGUCGGGCGUUCGUGGAAUUGGAUCAUGUUACGGGACGGAAAUGUCUUGAUGUUGCGGUCAAGUUGAAACGGGUGUUUGAGGGGAAAGUGCAUGUGCAGAUUUGUGCGUUUGCGCAGGAUCCGAUUUUCAGUACGGAACACGCAGAGGAGAAUCGGAGUAUCUUAUCGAGGGCACUGGAGGAGUGCUCAGAGGGGGAUAUAGAGGUGUUAGGGACGACGCCUUAUGUGGAAACGAGUCAAGAGGCCAGCUUGGAGAAUAUUCGAUGGGCUGUUGAGAUGGCGUUGACGAAGGGGCUGCACUUGGAUUUCCAUCUUGAUUAUAAUCUGGACCGGGAACAAAGUGUGAUGGUGCGAGAUGUGCUUAGGGUACUGAAGGAGAAGAAGUGGAAGGAGCGAGCAAAGCCGGGGAAGACGAUUGUGCUGGGUCAUUGUACGAGGUUGACUUUGUGUCAAGAUGAGGAGAUGGAACGAUUGGCGGCGGAUAUUAAGGCCAGUGGAUUACCGGUGCAUUUUGUCGGGUUGCCUACGAGUGAUUUGUUCAUGAUGGGACGGGUGGCUGGUGCGAAUCGACCGAGAGGGACGAUGCAGGUUCUUGAUAUGAUUUCGAAAGGAAUGGAUGCGUGUCUGAGUGUGAAUAAUGUGGGAAAUGCGUUUACGCCUUGGGGAAGUGGGGAUCCGAUUGCGCUGGCGGCGUUGGGGGUGGGAGUGUAUCAGGCGGGCACGACGGAGGAUGCGGAGAGAUUGUAUGAGUGUGUGAGUACGAGGGCGAGGAGGGCUAUUGGGUUGGGGAGUGAGGAUACGAUGGUGCUGUCGGAGGGACGGAAGGGGGAGGUGUUGAUGGUGCGGAACGAGGAGUGGGUUGGGUGUCCGGGGCAUUUUGGCAUGAAGAUUCCUGCAAGGCAGAGGGUCAAUGUGAGGGAUGUCGUUUGGGAUCCGCCGGAUGUUGGACUGCGGCAGAUUGUGCGCGGUGGGUGAAGCAAGAAUGAUAGAGGCUAUGGCAUUGCUUGAAAGAUUGAACUAAGGGGGAGAGAGAACAGAAUCAAGCACAUUCAAGAACCACCAGU
Exophiala viscosa is the source of this 1955-nucleotide messenger RNA. RefSeq lists its product as uncharacterized. The coding region runs from base 442 to 1866 and encodes 474 amino acids. The transcript has a single exon. Lineage: Eukaryota; Fungi; Ascomycota; Eurotiomycetes; Chaetothyriales; Herpotrichiellaceae. Gene Ontology annotation, molecular function: hydrolase activity, acting on carbon-nitrogen (but not peptide) bonds, in cyclic amidines. The record is from RefSeq and is a predicted model, not a curated record.